AUGUUUCCGAUUGUUGUAGAUGCCCAUUCCAAGUGGCCUGAAGUGUUCAAGAUGAACAAGACUACAUCGACACAUACCAUUGAAGUACUCAGAACUCUAUUUGCAAGAAAUGGUUUACCUGAACAUUUAAUCAGUGAUAAUGGACCACAGUUCAUUGCAGAGGAGUUUCAGCAAUUCAUGAAAUCAAAUGGUAUACGUCAUUCAACCUCAUCCCCUUAUCACCCAAGGACAAACGGCCUUGCUGAGCGAUUUGUGCAGACCUUCAAGAGCGCUAUGAAAUCUGCCAAAUAUGAUGAGGGUUCCAUUCAGAAGAAACUUUGCAAUUUUCUGAUUGCAUAUCGGAGCACUCCACAAUCAACAACUGGAGAAUCUCCGGCACAAAUGUUUUUGGGAAGAAAUCUCACAACUAAGCUGGAUCGUGCUAAGCCCAGUUUGACACGAACCGUGGACCAAAGCCAGGAGAGGAUGCGAAGUAAGAUUACAACCACACCUCGCAAGUUCAACAUCGGCGACCAUGUCUUAGUAAGGGACUACAGGAAGGGAGAUCAUAAAUGGAUAUCCGGCAUAAUACAUCGCAUCACAGGACCGAUUUCCUAUGAAGUUGAAGUAUCCUCAGGAAAUGUAUGGCGGCGUCAUGUUGACCAAAUUUUUAGUUCAGUACAGCAGCCAUUCGCAGAGGCUCAGCUGCAGCUACCGAACAUAGACACUCAUGUAGAUAUUGCGCCUGUUGACCAAAGAAUCGAAACCAGUCCAACUACACCAAGUGAGGUAACUGCAACACCAAACUUACCUGAAACACUUGAUUCUGAACCAGCAGUUGCUCAGGACCCCUUACCAGAUUCGGGAAACAAGUCGAGUACGCCUGUGCGCCGUUAUCCAGUUAGAAACCGGAAACCUGUUGUGAAACUUAAUUUGUGA
This is a messenger RNA of Saccostrea cuccullata (small rock oyster), 918 nucleotides long. RefSeq lists its product as uncharacterized. Lineage: Eukaryota; Metazoa; Mollusca; Bivalvia; Ostreida; Ostreidae. The record is from RefSeq and is a predicted model, not a curated record. Gene Ontology annotation, molecular function: nucleic acid binding. Bases 1 to 918 code for a protein of 305 amino acids. The transcript has a single exon. Gene Ontology annotation, biological process: DNA integration.